GACCCUUGGGAGUUGUAGUCAAAAGGGACUUUGGAAGAUGGAAUUAGGACCUCCAGAUGUGAUGGAGCGCAAAGGAGCGCUGACUUUGCGCUCUCAUUCUGCCUUCUAUGGGAGGCCCACUCUUGUUUACCAUUGGUAUUACAAUAGAGAGGCUGAACCUAAGGAUUAUGACAUACAUCAAAUUCCUUUGGGCUCUAAAAACUUAUGUCGCUCCACCUAUUGGCGACUUGGAACCAUAGAUGAGAAAUGGAUAACCACUAACCAAGAUUACCUGUCUCAACCCUAUACAAUUAAAGAAUAUAAGGAACUAGAGAUUCGGAAGCCUCUGUUAAAUGAAGAAAAUUUUGAUGUAGCUGUUAUUGACAGGGAGACAGGGCUACCAGAAACAGGUUUUGGAGCUCUAUUGCCACGUCACUCUCCAGAUCACUUUAAAAUGCUUUUGGGCACAACAUACCAAAUAGAUUAUGUUCCACCAUAUGACUAUGUACCAUAUAUUACACCUGAUGUAGGUGGCUACUCUGUAGUUCACAGAAAAUGUCAUUCUCAGUUUACCGACACAGCAGAUUACAGAAGACAUGGUAUCAACACAUGGCAAGAUGAGAGUGGAGUGUAUGCUAAUGCAGAUCUAAAGCAAAAAGUAUUUCCUGUAACUAACCCUAUACCAACAAAUGUACAUGAAAAUGAUUCUUAAGCACUAGUAACUCAGGAAAAAUAAAGUUUCUGUAUCUAUUAGACUCAUUUAAACAACA
Elgaria multicarinata webbii is the source of this 749-nucleotide messenger RNA. It is a transcript of the gene CFAP95, whose product is annotated as cilia and flagella associated protein 95. Gene Ontology annotation, cellular component: plasma membrane. The coding region runs from base 38 to 691 and encodes 217 amino acids. NCBI's taxonomy places the organism in Eukaryota, Metazoa, Chordata, Lepidosauria, Squamata, Anguidae. The record is from RefSeq and is a predicted model, not a curated record. The transcript is spliced from 6 exons.